AUUAACAAUUUUUAUUUUCGAGACAGCUAAAGUAAUGUGUGUUCGGCUUAAGGUAGAACUCAAUGUUGACACGUAUGUCUACUUCCGUUAAUCUUUUAUUCUUAGAAAGUAAUUAUUAACUUUGGAGUGGUGACUGUCUUAUAUAAAUUUUCUAAAAAAAAGAAUCUAAAAUGGAUUUGUCAAGUGUACCAAUUACAGCAUUGUCUCUAAGAACUAAAAAUGCUAUUUCUAAUCUGUUAAAUCCAACAAAAUAUAUUUUAAGUGAUAAUGGUUUACCAAGAGAUUGGAGAGGCCUCGCUCACUUAGCAAAUAUAAAAGGCGAACUCCUUCCUUUUGUGUCAUCGCAUUCUGAUCCAACUGAAUAUAUUCUAAAUACUAUAGCGAAAAAGACAAAUGACAACAACAUAGCAAAUUUUCAAUGUAUGUUAUCUACUCUUGAAAGGUGGGAUAUUAUUGAUGAUAUUCAAGAAUUCAUUGAAGAGGAUACUGAAAAAUAUUUAAAGAGUAUAAAAAAUGCUCAGACAACGGCUGAAGCGAUAGAAGAAACCGUUGAUUCUAAAAUAAUUACAGUAGAUGAUCUAUAUAGAAUUAGACGAGGUUUGAAAAAUCAGAUAUACGAUGCACUUGUUUUAUACGCAGAUGAAGAUAUCGCCUUUGCUUAUGAAAUGAUUAAAAAGCUUGAAAAUUUCGAUAUAAAACUUUGUAUAAAGGAUCGAGAUCUAAUCGGAGGAAUUAGUUUUGAGCACGAGGCUGUGAUGACUCUCAUAUCGGAGCGUUGCAAUAGAAUGAUCAUAAUAAUCUCUCCUAACUUUUUAAAGAGCUCUGCGAAUCAAUUUUUUAUGAACUAUGCUCAAGCCGUAAGCAUUGAUAAGCGUCAGAGAAAAAUUAUACCCUGCAUAUACAAAAAGUGUGUAUUACCGCCUCAGUUAAGCUACAUGUUUGUUCUUGAUUAUACCAAAGUCGGCUUAUAUGAUUUUUGGGGAAGAUUAAGAGAUUCUAUUCAAGUUUCAAAUAAAUUACAAAAUGAAAAUAUGACGAAAGAAAUUAAAAUUGAUAAUCAUUUAACUACGUGUUUGUCAUCUUCUGAUAAUUUAAAUGAUUCCGUCAAGGUUCCAAAUAAAUUAAACGACGGAGAUAUGAAGGAAAUUAAAAGCGAAAAUAAGGAAACUACAUCUUAUAUUCCAGUUCUGAAUAAAUUAAAUAAUGAUUAUAUAAAGGAAAAUAUGGAAGAAAAUCAGGAAACUAUUCCAUAUUUGCCCUCUCUCAAUAAUUUAAGUACAUUAAGUCUUACGAUAGAUUCGACAGAAAUAAGCAAAGAGAAAUCUAAAGAAAAAAAGUCCAGUAGAAAGAAAUCGAAGCAUAUGAACAUAUUGAAAAAAAUUCUAUUAAAAUCAUGAGAGAAUAAAUAUUUCUCGAUAAUAGUGCAAAACUUCGUUUACAGUGUACAUAUGUAAAUACGUGAAUUUGUGACUAUGUAUAUAACAUAUACAAAAUGAUUUACUUAACUUGGAUACUUUAAGUAUCUAAUGCUCCUUUCGACGAUAGGUUACGGUGUAAAUAACAAAUAUUUUUUUAGAUUUUUAUAUUUCAAUUUAAGAUGACUUAUAUUCCUAUAUAAA
Molecule: messenger RNA, 1619 nt
Organism: Polistes dominula (European paper wasp)
Lineage: Eukaryota; Metazoa; Arthropoda; Insecta; Hymenoptera; Vespidae
Gene: Myd88
Product: myeloid differentiation primary response protein MyD88
Biological process (GO): defense response to Gram-positive bacterium; MyD88-dependent toll-like receptor signaling pathway; toll-like receptor 4 signaling pathway
Cellular component (GO): plasma membrane
Molecular function (GO): TIR domain binding; Toll-like receptor binding
Source: RefSeq, a predicted model, not a curated record